Phanerochaete carnosa HHB-10118-sp is the source of this 1295-nucleotide messenger RNA. RefSeq lists its product as uncharacterized. Gene Ontology annotation, cellular component: cytosol. The record is from RefSeq and is a predicted model, not a curated record. The transcript is spliced from 4 exons. Gene Ontology annotation, molecular function: lysine-tRNA ligase activity; tRNA binding. Gene Ontology annotation, biological process: lysyl-tRNA aminoacylation. NCBI's taxonomy places the organism in Eukaryota, Fungi, Basidiomycota, Agaricomycetes, Polyporales, Phanerochaetaceae. Bases 1 to 906 code for a protein of 301 amino acids.
AUGUACGAUAUCAUGGACACCACUGAGAGGCUGACUGGGGGCCUCGCCAAAUGUCUUACGGGCGGGAAGACGACUGUGGCGCUACACCCCGAGGGCAAGGACGGCGAGAGUGUGUAUGAGCUGGUUUUGCAGCGGCCAUGGGCGCGAUACGACAUAUUCACGAAGAUGGGGAAGAAGCUGGAUUUUGUGCCGGGGGAGACGCUGUACACGGAAGAAGCGAACGAGUUUCUGCAUGAGCUGUGCCAGAAGGCUCAACGUUCGUGCGCGGCAUGGUGUCAAGUGCAACGAACCCCCGGACAAUACACGCCAAUCGGCGAAUUUACUGAGCUCUGCAUCUCCUCUGCCUCGAUCGCCUGGAGCUUCACUCCGCGCCGACGGGUGGGGCGGGGCGUCGGUAUCGGCCGCCUGGCGUUCCUGACUGAUUCUGCCAACAUCAGGGAGGUCUUACGGUUCCCUACGAGGAAACCCGGGAUAGAGACUGCGACCAAUACCGCGGGUCCCGUCGAGCACUCUCGACAAGACCAUCUCAGUCUUCUCGCGCACGCCGAGCAGCCGGGAGGUGGCAAGUUUCUUCAGCCCAAGGGUACACGCUUCUCUUCUCGUGAGCAUCCGGGCUUGCCUCGACGGUAUUCUCUUUCCAUUCGCGCCGCGGCUCCCUUCCUCCGGGAUCCACGCCAUCACGCUCACCAACGUGCCGGCGGACGAAUAUCUCUCUCACUCUCACUAUUUCUUCCCCUACCCAAGCCUCGGCUGCUGGGUACGAUGAACGACGAGGCCACACUCCGCACGUUGUUCCCGUCCCGCACGGCCAUGACAGCAUUCUCAUUGCUUGAAUGGCUCGACCCCAACGGCUUCGCAUGGAACAAACGCCAUAACCGUACGCUGAAAAGCGGCGGGUGCGUCUAGACUCCGUUUGUUCUGGAGCUCGUUCCGGUCCUCGAGCUCUGGAGGCAAGGACACUAAGAUGCUCUCGCUUUCGGCUGCGAAACGACGCGCUCAAGAGGAGCGGGAUUGGCUCGGCGCGACCGGCGGCCGUCUCGAGGCGUCUGUGGAAGAGUUCGCGAGAAAAACGAGGUCCGUGUGCGGAGAACGAGGAUGCGGCCGCUGGUGCCGACAAAGACGAACCGACGGAGGAGGAGAAGGACGAGUUAGGCGGGGAGGAAGGGAUAUGAACCAUCCUCGGGAGUUCCUGGGUGAUAAGCGCCCUUUCUGCGGCUCGGGGCGUGAUACUUGCGACCGCCAGUCAAGGUCUUCUGGUGAUGAUGGUCGCCCUCUCCCCGCCAGUGAAGAACGAG